This is a messenger RNA of Enhydra lutris kenyoni (northern sea otter), 2832 nucleotides long. Its product is annotated as calsyntenin 2. The coding region runs from base 1 to 2832 and encodes 943 amino acids. Gene Ontology annotation, biological process: positive regulation of synaptic transmission; positive regulation of synapse assembly; homophilic cell-cell adhesion. Lineage: Eukaryota; Metazoa; Chordata; Mammalia; Carnivora; Mustelidae. Gene Ontology annotation, cellular component: cell surface; postsynaptic membrane. The transcript has 17 exons. Gene Ontology annotation, molecular function: kinesin binding; amyloid-beta binding; calcium ion binding. The record is from RefSeq and is a predicted model, not a curated record.
AUGCUUGAUCUGAAGGUAAAGGGGAAAGAUCUGUUCCAGGUAUCUCUCCUGGCUUUUGGUAGUUCCUUGGCUGUUAACAAGCACAAACCAUGGAUUGAGACUUCAUAUCACGGAGUCAUAACUGAGAACAAUGACACAGUCAUUUUGGACCCACCACUUGUCGCCCUGGAUAAAGACGCACCAGUUCCUUUUGCAGGGGAAAUUUGUGCCUUCAAGAUCCAUGGCCAGGAGCUGCCCUUCGAGGCCGUGGUGCUCAACAAGACGUCAGGAGAGGGCCGGCUGCGUGCCAAGAGCCCCAUCGACUGCGAGCUGCAGAAAGAGUACACGUUCAUCAUCCAGGCCUAUGACUGUGGCGCUGGGCCCCGGGAGACGGCCUGGAAGAAGUCGCACAAGGCUGUGGUCCACAUCCAGGUGAAGGACAUCAAUGAGUUUGCUCCCACGUUCAAAGAGCCAGCCUACAGGGCAGUUGUGAUGGAGGGGAAGAUCUACGACAGCAUCCUGCAGGUGGAGGCCGUCGACGAGGACUGCUCCCCCCAGUAUAGCCAGAUUUGCAACUAUGAAAUUGUCACAACUGAUGUGCCAUUUGCCAUUGACAGAAAUGGCAACAUCAGAAAUACCGAGAAGCUGAGCUACGACAAGCAACACCAGUAUGAGAUCCUGGUGACCGCCUACGACUGUGGACAGAAGCCCGCUGCUCAGGACACACUGGUGCAGGUGGACGUGAAGCCAGUUUGCAAACCUGGCUGGCAAGACUGGACCAAGAGGAUUGAGUACCAGCCCGGCUCAGGGAGCGUGCCGCUUUUCCCCAGCAUCCACCUGGAGACUUGCGACGGGGCCGUGUCCUCCAUCCAGAUCACCACGGAGCUGCAGACCAAUUACAUCGGGAAGGGCUGCGACCGGGAGACCUACUCUGAGAGAUCCCUUCAGAAAUUAUGCGGAGCCUCAUCUGGCAUCAUCGACCUCUUGCCGUCUCCCAGCGCUGCCACAAACUGGACAGCAGGACUGCUAGUGGACAGCAGCGAGAUGAUCUUCAAGUUUGAUGGCAGACAAGGGGCCAAGAUCCCUGACGGGAUUGUGCCCAAGAACCUGACAGACCAGUUCACCAUCACCAUGUGGAUGAAACACGGCCCCAGCCCUGGUGUGAGAGCCGAGAAGGAAACCAUCCUCUGCAACUCAGAUAAGACUGAAAUGAACCGGCAUCACUAUGCCCUAUAUGUGCACAACUGCCGCCUCGUCUUCCUCCUGCGCAAGGACUUCGACCAGGCUGACACCUUCCGCCCGGCAGAGUUCCACUGGAAGCUGGACCAGAUAUGUGAUAAAGAAUGGCAUUACUACGUCAUCAAUGUGGAGUUUCCCAUAGUUACCUUGUACAUGGAUGGAGCAACAUAUGAACCCUAUCUGGUGACCAACGAUUGGCCCAUUCAUCCAUCUCACAUAGCCAUGCAACUUACAGUCGGCGCUUGUUGGCAAGGAGGAGAAGUCACCAAACCGCGGUUUGCUCAAUUCUUUCAUGGGAGCCUGGCCAGUCUCACUAUCCGCCCUGGCAAAAUGGAGAGUCAGAAGGUGAUCUCCUGCCUACAGGCCUGCAAGGAAGGACUGGAUAUUAAUUCCCUGGAAAGCCUCGGCCAAGGAAUAAAGUACCACUUCAACCCCUCGCAGUCCGUCCUGGUGAUGGAAGGUGACGACAUUGGGAACAUCAAUCGUGCCCUCCAGAAGGUGUCCUACAUCAACUCCAGGCAGUUCCCGACGGCGGGUGUGCGGCGUCUGAGAGUCUCCUCCAAAGUCCAGUGCUUUGGAGAAGAUGUGUGCAUCAGUGUCCCCGACGUGGAUGCCUUUGUGAUGGUGCUUCAGGCCAUUGAGCCCCAGAUCAGCCUCCGGGGCACAGACCGCCUCUGGAGACCCGCCGCCCAGUUUGAAAGUGCCCGAGGGGUGACCCUCUUCCCCGACCUCAAGAUCGUGAGCACCUUCGCCAAAGCCGAAGCCCCGGGUGACCUGAGGCCCACAGCCCCCAAAUCAGCAGUCUUAGAAGAAAUGCUUCACAACUUAGAUUUCUGUGACAUUUUGGUGCUUGGAGGGGACCUGGACCCAAGACAGGAGUGCUUGGAACUCAACCACAGUGAGCUCCAUCAGCGACACCUGGAUGCCACCAAUUCCACAGCAGGCUACUCUAUCUAUGGUGUGGGCUCCAUGAGUCGCUAUGAGCAGGUGUUGCAUCACAUCCGCUACCGCAACUGGCAUCCAAGUUCCCUUGAGUCCCGGCGGUUCAGAGUCAAGUGCUCAGAACUCAAUGGACGUUAUGCUAGCAAUGAGUUCAACCUGGAGGUCAGUGUCCUUCAUGAGGCCAGAGUCUCAGACAAGGAGCACGUCAACCACCUUAUUGUGCAGCCUCCCUUCCUGCAGUCUGUCCACCACCCUGAGUCCCAGAACAGCAUCCAGCGAAGUUCAGUGGUCCCAAGCAUCGCCACAGUGGUCAUCAUCAUUUCUGUGUGCAUGCUGGUGUUUGUCGUGGCCAUGGGUGUGUACCGGGUCCGGAUCGCCCACCAGCACUUCACCCAGGAGACGGAGGCUGCCAAGGAAGCGGAGAUGGACUGGGACGACUCUGCGCUCACGAUCACAGUCAACCCCAUGGAGAAACAUGAAGAACGAGGGCGUGGAGAAGAGACUGAGGAGGAGGAGGAGGAAGAAGUAGAGGAAGAUGUGAGCUCCAGCAGCAGUGAGUCAGAGGACAGCGAAGACGAAGAGGAGGAGGAAGGGAUGGGCAAGGGCAGACAUGGGCAGAGCGGAGCCAGGCACACCCCACUGGAGUGGGAUGACUCGGCCCUGCCCUACUAG